AUGCAAAGUUAUAAUGGUAUGGAAUACCCAUUUCUUGGUACAAGUCAUUUUUAUCCACCUUUUUCAAUGCAAGGAUUUGCUCAAUUAAGUCAAGGACAAUUUUCUUCAUAUGUUUUUCAAGAUGUUAGUUUCCCAAACAGUUAUUUCAUUGAUGUUUAUCAAAAUAAUUUACAAGAAGAAAUGAUGAAUAUUAGUCGUUUAAUUGAUGAUUUCCCAUAUGUAUCUAUGGACACAGAAUUUCCAGGAUUUUCAAGUAGAACAUCUUGUAAUAUGCAAGACUCAACUGAACCUGAAGAACAUUAUUCAUUUUUAAAAGGAAAUGUAGAUGAAUUAAAAAUAAUUCAAGUUGGUAUUACUUUACAAAAUAAACAUGGGGAAUAUCCAGAAAGUGUUAGAACAUGGCAAUUUAAUUUUAAAUUUGAUCCUGAUAAAGAUGAAUGUUCUGCUGAUUCAAUUCAAUUAUUACAAAAAGCAGGUAUUAAUUUUUCAUAUUUUAAAAAUGCAGGAAUUACUGAAGAAGAUUUUGGAGAAACAAUUAUGACUUCAGGAUUAGUUUUAAAUGAAAACACCCAUUGGUUAACAUUUCAUAGUGGAUAUGAUUUUGGUUAUUUAUUGAGAUUAUUAACAUGUGAAAAAUUACCUUCUUCUGUUGACGAUUUCUUUACAAAAUUACGUAUUUUCUUUCCUAAUAUUAUUGACCUUAAACAUGUUACCAAUCAAAUUAGUCAAACUUAUCAUGGUAGUUUACAAGCAAUUGCUUCUAGUUUAGGAGUUCAAAGAAUUGGUACAAUGCAUCAAGCUGGAUCAGAUAGUUUAAUUACUGGUGGUCUUUAUUUUAAAUUAAAAGAAAAACAUCUUGAUUUUGAUGAUGAAAGAUUUAAUGGAAUUUUAUUUGGAUUAAAUGAUGAAUGA
Molecule: messenger RNA, 912 nt
Organism: Entamoeba dispar SAW760
Lineage: Eukaryota; Evosea; Mastigamoebida; Endamoebidae
Product: CCR4-NOT transcription complex subunit, putative
Exons: 1
Coding region: 1-912 (303 amino acids)
Cellular component (GO): CCR4-NOT complex; P-body; CCR4-NOT core complex
Molecular function (GO): nucleic acid binding; poly(A)-specific ribonuclease activity
Source: RefSeq, a predicted model, not a curated record